This is a messenger RNA of Abrus precatorius (Indian licorice), 1297 nucleotides long. Its product is annotated as protein RICE SALT SENSITIVE 3. NCBI's taxonomy places the organism in Eukaryota, Viridiplantae, Streptophyta, Magnoliopsida, Fabales, Fabaceae. The record is from RefSeq and is a predicted model, not a curated record. The transcript is spliced from 8 exons. Bases 1 to 1191 code for a protein of 396 amino acids.
AUGGUGGGCUCAGGAACAACAACAACAACAGAUAGAAGCAAAGAAGCUGUUGGGAUGAUGGCCCUUCACGAGGCCCUCAGAAGUGUAUGUCUCAACUCAGAUUGGACUUACUCUGUCUUCUGGACCAUUCGUCCUCGCCCAAGGGUCAGAGGUGGCAAUGGGUGCAAGGUUGGGGAUGAUAACGGUAGUUUGAUGUUGAUGUGGGAAGAUGGGUUUUGCCGUGGAAGGCUUUCUUCAGAUUGUUUGGAAGAGAUUGACGGAGAGGAUCCUAUCAGAAAAUCGUUUAGCAAAAUGUCCAUUCAGUUAUAUAAUUAUGGAGAAGGGUUGAUGGGAAAGGUUACAUCUGAUAAGUGUCACAAGUGGGUCUUCAAAGAGCCCACAGAAUGUGAGCCUAAUAUUUCCAACUACUGGCAGAGCUCCUUUGAUGCUCUUCCACCUGAAUGGAUAGAUCAGUUUGAGUCCGGCAUUCAGACAAUCGCUGUAAUUCAAGCUGGGCAUGGCCUUCUACAGCUUGGUUCUUGCAAGAUUAUUCCUGAAGACCUCCAUUUUGUGCUAAGAAUGAGACACACUUUUGAAUCUCUAGGCUAUCAAUCAGGGUUUUACCUCUCCCAGCUUUUCUCUUCCACUAGGAACACUUCCUCUUCUACUUCACUUCCUUCAAAACCAUCCACCAUUCCAAUUAGGCCACCUCCUCCACUCCUCAACUGGGGUCAAAGGCCAGUUGGGUCAGCUACUUCUAUGCUAUCCUCUCCCACCUUUCAACAUGCAGCUAGAUUGGGGUUCCCACAGGCUAAAGAUGAGACUCAUAUGUUCCUCAUGCCUCAUGCAUCUGAGCAAACAAGAAUGGAAGACAUGAUGGGGGAACAUGAAAAUGACAUAAAAUGGCCAAAUGGGUUAUCCAUAUUCAAUGCACUCACUGGAAGAACUGAUGAUGCUAAACUUUUGUUCAAUCCAGAUACCUCCAACAUGCAAAAUACUAGUGUGGCCAACCCAAAUGAGUUUUUGAGCUUGGAUAGCCACCCUGAAGGGACAAGGAAAGUGGACAAGUUUAAGAGGAGCUUCACUCUACCUUCUAGAGUGGCUUCCUCAUCAUCUUCAACUUCAAUGGAUCACCAUCAACAAGCAACUAUGGAGUAUAGAAAUUCAGAAGGAGGCAUGUACCCUGAUGUCAUGGAGACAUUUUUAGAAUGAACGAGGGUGAGAAAGGUAAGUUUCAUUUGGGAAAUGAAAGAUGAGAAGUUGUAUUUAGGCAAAGUUAUUUGUGUUCCUUUUCAUGUGUUUGAUUUCCACUUUGUAU